GGGGCGGGCGUGGGCGCGGCGGCUCGCUGGCUGGCUGGCUGGCGCGCCGUCAUCCUUCCCACUCUCCUCCCUCCCUUGGCUGUGCCGCGCGGGCUCUAUGACCCCGAGGUUCCGAGCGCCGAUGACACGGAUUCCGAGGCUCAGUUACGGAAGCAGCAGCAGCAGCAGCAGCAGCCGCCGCUGCUCCCCCCGCCGCCGCUGUCGCCGCCUGCUCCUUCUCUUGCUCCGCCGCCGCCGCCGCCGCCGCCACCUGGCCGAAGCCAAGCCCUGCGCGCGCAGCCCCGACUCUUCCUCCCGGCACUGGCCGAGAGGGCUCGACGGCGGCGGCAACAGCAGCAGCAGCAACAGCGGACGCCGAGAAGGAGGCUGCCCCGGGUGGGCACUGGAACCGCCGCCGCCGCCGCUGCUGGACAGCCGCUCCGCCGCUGCCCGGUCAGAAAGGGCCGGCGCUGCUCUUGGCGCCUGCUCGGCAGCGCGCCCCGCCGCCGACCUCUCCCCUCCGCCCCUGCCGAAGGGGCCGGUGAGCUGGCCAGCAGCAGGCCUCGGCUGGGGAGCGCCCCACUUUCUCCGGUUUCGACUCCUCCGUCGUCUCCGUCGUCUCCGGCCGAGGGGCACCGCCGCCGAGGCCCCCGCAUGGAGAAGCGGGGCAAGAGAGUGGACUGCCCGGCGUUGCCUCCCGGUUGGAAGAAAGAGGAGGUCAUCCGCAAAUCGGGGCUCAGCGCCGGGAAGAGCGAUGUCUACUACUUCAGUCCAAGUGGGAAGAAGUUCCGAAGCAAACCCCAGUUGGCCAGAUACUUGGGGAACACGGUUGACCUCAGCAGUUUCGACUUCAGGACAGGGAAGAUGAUGCCAAGUAAAUUGCAGAAGAACAAACAGAAAUUACGGAACGAUUCACUCAAUCAAAACAAGGGUAAACCAGAUUUAAACACAACGUUGCCAAUCAGACAAACAGCUUCUAUUUUUAAACAGCCUGUUACCAAAGUCACGAACCAUCCUAACAACAAAGUGAAAUCUGACCCCCAACGAGUGAUUGAACAGCCGAGACAGCUUUUCUGGGAGAAGAGGCUUCAAGGCUUAAGUGCAUCAGAUGUCAGUGAGCAAAUCAUAAAAUCCAUGGAGCUUCCUAAAGGCCUUCAAGGAGUGGGCCCCGGGAACAACGAUGACACCCUCUUGUCGGCUGUGGCCAGCGCAUUGCACACGAGUUCCGCGCCCAUCACAGGACAACUCUCGACCGCCGUGGAAAAAAACCCAGCUGUGUGGUUAAACACAUCGCAGCCUCUCUGCAAGGCCUUCAUUGUCACGGAUGAAGACAUUAGGAAGCAAGAGGAGCGAGUGCAACAGGUACGGAAAAAACUGGAGGAGGCACUGAUGGCAGACAUCUUGUCCCGGGCUACGGAUACAGCAGAAGUAGAUGAGGUCGAAAUGGACAAUGGAGAAGAGGCAUAAGAAUUAAAUAAUCAGGUACUUUAAAAAAAAGAGAGAGAAAGAGACUCCCAGAUAAAAAUUUCUGGAAAUUGGAAGCGCUUUUAUGAUUUCCGUUGGUCUUUUGUGAUAGAAGAAGAAAAAGAAGACCUCUGCACAUUUAUAUAGCUUUCUAAUAGCAUUAAAAACCAAUGCCCUUUUUCAGCUCUUAUUAUUAUUAUUAUUAUUAUUAUUUUAUUAUUCUAUUUUUGAUGUAGAUAUCUUGUUAAGAAAAGAAAGAAAAAAAGGGGGGGG
Messenger RNA from Ahaetulla prasina, 1716 nucleotides. It is a transcript of the gene MBD2, whose product is annotated as methyl-CpG binding domain protein 2. The transcript has 7 exons. Gene Ontology annotation, molecular function: DNA binding. NCBI's taxonomy places the organism in Eukaryota, Metazoa, Chordata, Lepidosauria, Squamata, Colubridae. The record is from RefSeq and is a predicted model, not a curated record. Bases 634 to 1446 code for a protein of 270 amino acids.